Seminavis robusta is the source of this 678-nucleotide messenger RNA. NCBI's taxonomy places the organism in Eukaryota, Bacillariophyta, Bacillariophyceae, Naviculales, Naviculaceae. The record is from the annotation of a GenBank genome assembly.
AUGACGGAUCACGUUUCUGCCGCUGCAACCCUCCGCGCCAACAAUGCAAGCCCUCUCCUUUCUUCAGGACUCUCCUGUCAUGUCGUAGCCGAACAAGUGCUUGGAUUCUUGGAACGUAAAGAUAUCCUCCAGUGCCUUGCUGUGGAAUGCCUCAAGAAUCAUUUCCACUUGGAAAAGUACUACUGUCAGGAACACGGCAGCAAACUAGAGUCACAGGUUGGACGUCGACAAAAUCACAUUGCACGAAAAGAAAAGCAACAAGGAAUUGCCGACGAUGUCAUCACCAAUGACACCAAAAAGUUCAAAGGAGAGUGCGAAGACUGUGUGGAGGAAGAGUUUGGUUUUGAGCGAUGUCCCGACUGUACGGAAUUUUCUCCGAAGGAAGAAGUGCACGGUGGUUUUGUGAACGAAACGACUGCACUCCGGUGGGUUUUUGCGAAUUCUGUGACCGAACUUUUUGUCUUGAGUGUCGCCCCACCCUUUGGUGUGAAAAAUGCUCCGCGGAUUUGGGAUGCUUUGAUUGUGCCAUGGAGGACUCUUUUUUCUGCGGCCAGUGUAAUUACGCAUUUUGCUCUGACUGCCAGGACUCCUUCUUUUGCAGCCGCUGUGAAGAAUUCUUUUGUCGCCAAUGCAAGAAGUCUUACUAUUGUUCUGGGUGUGACGAGCGUCACUGCUUAG